Molecule: messenger RNA, 354 nt
Organism: Rotaria sp. Silwood2
Lineage: Eukaryota; Metazoa; Rotifera; Eurotatoria; Philodinida; Philodinidae
Source: the annotation of a GenBank genome assembly
AUGUUAAAUCUUGAAGAAUUAGCGUUACAACUUUCAGUAAUAAGAUUCGAAUCAACUUAUAUUGGUGGUAAUCAAUUAUACGAUGAAGUUCUUAACUAUAUGCCACGAUUAAAUAAAUUUAUUUUCAAUAUGUAUACUAACAUUAUUAAUAGCUGUAUUGGAAUUGAUCUUCCAUCGACUAAUGACGUUCGGAAUAGUUUCAUCAACAGAGGAUUUCAAUCAAUUGAUACAUGUGCUGAUGAAAGACUUAUAAAUAAUAUAGGCAACUGUCAUUUUUAUUCUCUUUCAUAUCAAUUCUCCGAAUUAUUAUUUAUGAGUAGUUGUUUUCAAGGUGGUAAAUUCGAUAAAGUUUGA